AUGUUCGCCAAACAAUUAGAGUAUUACAAAAUACCUGAAUGGUCAGCUUAUUACAUUGACUACUCUUAUCUUAAAAAGAUGAUUUAUGAUUGUCAAAUGGCAAGGAUGCUAUCAGUUGAGCCACACGAAGAUGAAAUAGCAAUAAAAGAAACUAAUAUUAAAGAAAGCUUUAAAAAACAAUUCUAUAAGAUCAAUAGAUUCUAUAUUUCUCAAAGCUCAGCAUCUAUGAGUGAUUUAAACUCUAUUUUUAAAGGAAUUAGGAUAAUGCUAAACGAUUCAGUUUUAAAAAAUCAUGAAAUACAACAUGUAUUAAACUUAGAUGGUUGCGUAUCAGAUAAUGCAUUGUGCUUUAGAGAAUCCUUAUCAAAUUUGCACAAAAGAAUAUGAUGGCUAGAAGUUUUCUGUGAAGUUAACUAUAUUUCCGCAUUGAGACUUAUAGAUAAAGUUGAGCAUCCGAUUGACUUGAUUUCGCUUUUGAAAGAACAAGAAUUCUCAAAGUAUGAAAAAGAAUUAGGAGAAAUGAGGAAAUUAUUGUAUGAGAAGGUUGCUCAAGAAUUUUUAGGUGGAGAUAUUCUAGAAGCGAUGAAAUUACUUACCAGAACUUCUAAGUAUUACAGGCUAGUUGAUAUAGGCUGAAUAUAUUUUUCAAUUGGUGUCACUAUUGCAUCUCUUGUAAUUGCAUUUGUUUUGAUAUCUCUCUCUGAAAAAACUGUUUUUGGGGGCAUCUUUCUGUGUUUCUCCAUUUUUAGGCUAACCUUAUCAAUAAACUUUGUGUUUAUUGGAGCAUCAUGACUAAUAUAUAUGCUUGAGUCUCAUUCCUUGAAUUGAAUGUAUAUUUUUGAAAUAGAUCCUUCAAAUAGAAUAUCCUAUAUGCAAAUUUUAAGGCUGGGGCUUACUCUAAAUGCAGUAUGAUCAUUUUUUUUUUUAACUAAAAUCGCCCAUAGUUUUGGCACUGGACUAGUCCCUCGCUUUAACAAUAGCUCAGCAAUAUUAUUUUUAGGAAUAUAUGUUUUUCUUUUAGUUUGCCCCUUUAAUAUUAUGCAUAAAAACGCAAGAAUGAGAGUGCUAAAAACAUUAGCAGAAGUAGUAAUUGCACCUUUUGGGCCUGUGAAAUUUAGAAACUAUAUGUUAGCAAGUUGGCUAACAUCAAUGACAAUACCUUUAAGAGAUUUUUAUUUGACAAUGUGCUAUAUUAUAGGAAAUUUAUGAAAUCAGAAAGAAAAGCCUCCAUGCUCAACAGAUGUCUUGACCUUAACUAUAAUUUCAGCUUUACCUUUUAUUUGGAGAUUAAUGCAAGUUUGUAAUAAAAUUUAUUAUGAUCCUCCGUUCUUCAGAAAACAGUAUGUUAAUUUAGUAAGAUAUAGAGUCUCCAGAGUAUGGGCUCUCAUAGUCCUGGUGUCUCCCGAGGAGAUCCAAGAGUUAUUUUUACCAAUUUUGUGUUAGUAAAGCAAGCCCUCAAAUUGGCAAAUCUGCUUGAUUAGGCAAAUUUUUUAAUUUGAGGGUUGAUAAAAACUAAUAUAAGUGGUUUAAACCAACCCUCGGAUCUCUUAGGGAGACAUCGGAACUAUGGAAGUUCAUAUAUGUGAGACUCAGUAUGGCCAAAGCUUAUUUAUAAUAUAUAUCUCUUAUCUCGGACUACAAAAAAGCCAGCAAGCCUACAUUUGGAUUUCAGUUUUCAUUAUAUGCAGUGAAUUUACAAUGUUUUUGGACUACUAUCAAGAUUGGGGAUUAGUGAGAAACUCUAAAAAUGGCUGCCUUUUAAGAGAAAACUUGUAUUUUGAAAAGAAAUUGUAUUAUUUCAUAAUGAUUUGUAAUGGAUUUCUCAGAUAUGCCUGAUCUCUUUCGCUUCUUCCUCUUACUUUUUUUGAAAAUGAUUAUUUUAACGCAGAAAUUAUAUUAAUGCUUAUGUGUAUAUUAGAGCUAUUUAGAAGAACUUUAUGGACAUUACUAACUGCCCCUCUGUGAGCCCUUUAGGGUAAGAACCCACCCUUCGUAAGCGAGCAAAAUCUUUUUUAAAAUAAAAAUUUAAUAUUUUGAAGUAUAAGUAAUAAUUACUAUAAUAGCUCUGUUGAAUUUUAAAACAUAAAUUUAAAUUAAUUUAGCAUUUUUUUAAAAAAAAAUAAUAUAAAUUUAUCGAAAUUUUUUAAAAGAACCUCCCUGACUUUUGUAGAGUUUGAGAGAUCCGGAGUGUAUAGUAUAUAUAAAAUCUUUAUGUGUAUUACAAAAAAUUUAGCGUUUCAUAGCGAUAAGAAAUCCUUAUGUCCUACAAGUAGCUCAUAACAAGGAGCAAAAAGCCAUUAUUUUAUGUGGUAAAAAAAAUAUAGCAAUAUAAACUACGAAACCUUUAAGUCAUAAAAUAAGUAACUCAUAUGAAUUACAUACUGAGUCUUUAUUUCAUGCACAUACCCUAUCUUACAUCUUUUAUAAGAGCCAGCCUCACUCUGUGAGCGAAUCUAAUUGUUUAGUUCGCUCACAGGUGGGAUGGGGGAGUAAGAAUUGAAAGGGAGCGUUCAGAAAAUACAGAAAAAUAUAGAAAAAUUGAUUAUAUUCCUAAACCACUAAAGACAGGAGAGUUUAUGGUUAUAUAA
Molecule: messenger RNA, 2588 nt
Organism: Blepharisma stoltei
Lineage: Eukaryota; Ciliophora; Heterotrichea; Heterotrichida; Blepharismidae
Source: the annotation of a GenBank genome assembly